AUGUUACGAGCUUGUGUACUGGAUUUCCAAGGAAGUUGGGAUGAUCAUCUGCCUUUGAUAGAGUGUGCUUAUAACAAUAGUUAUCAUGCCAGUAUUAAAAUGGCUCCGUAUAAAGCUCUUUAUGGUAGGAAGUGUAGAUCCCCUGUCGGUUGGUUUAAAGUCGUAGAAGCAAACUUAUUUGGGCCAGAUCUUGUUCAUCAGGCUAUUGAAAAGGUAAAGCUUAUUCAGGAACGAUUGCGUACAGCUCAGAGUCGUCAGAAAUCUUAUGCAGAUGUACGACGACGAGAAUUAGAAUUUCAAGUGGCUUAUGAAUUGGAGCUACCAACAGAGUUACAAGCGGUUCAUCUAGUUUUCCAUGUGUCCAUGCUUAGGAAGUGUAUAGGAGACCCAUCCAGAAUCGUGCCUGUUGACGAUAUACAAGUUAUAGAAAAUCUGACAUAUGAGGAAGAGCCAGUUGCUAUUCUCGAUAGACAAGUUCGCAGACUCCGAAACAAAGACGUGGCUUCAGUGAAGGUUCUAUGGAGGAGUAAAUAUAGGGAAGAGAUGACAUGGGAAGCCGAAGCAGAAAUGAGGUCCAACCUCAGAACAUUGCUGCGGAAGGAAAACAGAGUUCUGCGCAGAAAGCUUCAGGACACUGCGCUUUCCUUCCGCAUCGCGGAAGGAAAGCGGAAGCCCUCAGAACCUUGUGAUGCGGAAGGAAAGCGGAACUCUGCGCAGUCCCUUGUUUUCAGUUCAGUCCAAUAA
Messenger RNA from Lycium ferocissimum, 744 nucleotides. RefSeq lists its product as uncharacterized. Lineage: Eukaryota; Viridiplantae; Streptophyta; Magnoliopsida; Solanales; Solanaceae. The transcript is spliced from 3 exons. The record is from RefSeq and is a predicted model, not a curated record. Bases 1 to 744 code for a protein of 247 amino acids. Gene Ontology annotation, molecular function: nucleic acid binding.